This is a messenger RNA of Centropristis striata (black sea bass), 3445 nucleotides long. RefSeq lists its product as uncharacterized. Bases 240 to 2873 code for a protein of 877 amino acids. Gene Ontology annotation, molecular function: phosphatidylinositol binding. The record is from RefSeq and is a predicted model, not a curated record. Gene Ontology annotation, cellular component: early endosome membrane; intracellular membrane-bounded organelle. The transcript is spliced from 16 exons. NCBI's taxonomy places the organism in Eukaryota, Metazoa, Chordata, Actinopteri, Perciformes, Serranidae.
AUCAACAACAGGCACGCGGGGACUUCCCGCAGCCAAUCACAGCUCCGCUUUGACCAGUUUAAUAAAGUUCGAUUUUUUUCCUGCAGUUUCGCUUCGUGUUUCGAAGAAACCGCGUCUUGUAGUCGGCUCUAAAGAUGCGGGAGAACCGAGCAGCUCCGGCUGUGUGCAACAAAGAUCUGCUCGGGGAGAGAGUCGCGAGCAGAAAGAGGCUCCUGUGAAGAAAGAAAGAAAGAAAGAAGAUGUAUCUAUGGCGCUGCUCCAUCGCCAUAACCCUCGGCUUGGUGUGGUAUUUUUCAGACUGCGGUCGCACUGUGACCCAGUACUUUCUCUGUUUCCUUUUUUGUUUUUACACUCCACUGCUGUUCGGGUCCAGUGGACGAGAGAGCAGCACUCAAACUGAUGAAGAGGCGAAGGAAAACACAUUUCAGGAAUCUGCCAGAGGAGAGCUGUUUGGUGAUUUGACAGAUGCAAAAAGCAGCGAGCAGACUGAACCACUGGAGUCUCAGUACCCACAUGUAAAGACGGCUCUGCAGCAAGUGUUCGAGUGCGCCUACGCCCAGCUGAUCCUGCCUUGGUACGCCGUUCCCGAGCCGCGCGAGCACCAGCCUCUGCACCAGGUGCUCAGCGGGGAGUUCGACUUUGUAAUUGACCGGAUCAUUGCAAGAGCCAAAGACUUUGAUGUUUGCCAGGCAGUCGUGGGCUCCGUUCGCAUUCUGACCCAGCACUUGCAUAAUGCGAAGCAGUCUGACAGAGAGCUCUUGUUCAGCUCCAGAGCGGAGGAGAUCGCAGUUCUCCGAGAAUUUUCAGACGCUCUGGUACGUAACCUUUUUCCCGAAUCUCUCUGGGACCGAGAAGUCAACCGCUGUGCCUUAAAUGAGAUCAUUGCCUUAAAGGGGUUGGGCCUGGUGGUGGCAUGGCUGUCGGACCCCGACAACCUGAACCAGCUGGUGGUGAGCCAGCUGGACAGUGUAACCCCCAAAGGCUCCGUGGAGGAGCUGUGUGGAUCAGACCCAGAUCAAACCUCGAUGGCUUCACAGGAGGGCGAGGGCGAAGGCGAGGGCAGUCAAGUGAGCUUGGAAGGAGCGGGGAGUUCAACCAGCACCAGGAUCAAGGCAAAGAGGAAAGCUAACAAAUUAAAAGCAGGCUGGUCUAAACUUGUCGACAAGGUGAAGUCUAAGAAGGCCAAGAAGAAGAAGAUGAAGAAGGUGGAGCAGGAGCUGAUUCUCCGGGUCAUGGCGAUCCAGGGCGACGUGUCCGGCGACGACGAUGUCAGCAGCAGGGAGGGCUCCCUGCACAGCCAGCAGGACUCUGACAGGGACGACAGCGAUCUGGAAGACUACUUGACAGGCGUCCAAGAGGACAUGAUGGAAUUCAAGCUGUCAUAUGAGAUGUGGCGCGUUGGCCGCUGGGCUGUCAGCAUCCCUCAUGUGGACGGGGACGAGGAGGAGCUCAUCUUCACCGUUCACCUGGAGGAGAAGGGCAGCCCCGAGAACCUGCAGUGGGACAUCAAGAAGACAUACAUGGAUGUUAUAUACUUCCGCAACAGAUGGCAGGACACAACCAGCUUGCCUUCAAUCCUGGUGCUGCAGGAGUCAGAGGUUAAUGAUGGGCUUAAAGAAGAAGCUCGCAUAUCAGUGGAGACCUUCCUGCAGGAGUUAGUUUCUGAUAAUCUGAUCGGCCACACUCAACCGGUUUUCCAGUUCCUCUGUCCUCUCGACAAACUGCUGAAUGAGGAGGAGCAUUAUGGGGGCGUGUGGGGCCUCCUCAGUGGCUUGGCCUACUUCCUGACCCCGGGUCAAGAGGAAGAGGAGAGCUCCAGCCCUCAGACUGAAGCCCCGAAAGAAAUCACAACACAGUCUCUACAUCCAGAACCGAGUGCUCUGCCUUCAGAAAACCCUGGUGCCUUUACUGAGAAGGGCAGUGAUGUUCCCGGUGCUUCAAUCCCAACUAUAGUUAUCUCUCAGUAUGACGCUCCUUCAGAGGAGGCAGGAGCAGAAACCGAAAAGGAGCCGCAGUCUGCUGUGAACUCCGACUCUUCAAAUGAAAACUGUUCUCAGGACAAAACGGAGGACUCUGAUAAUCCCUUAACCUCUCACUUUAAAAUGAUUUUCAAAGGACUGACUCGUUCCCGGUCGCAAGAGUCUCUGGUCUCGACAAAAAGCACCGGCGACGAAGACCUGCCCGAGUCGGGCUCCACGCCACACUGCAGCCAGAACGGAGUCCUGCAUGGGGAGAGCACAGAAGGCCCAUCGUGGCUUCACUUCAGCGCAAGGUCGCAUAAAAAGGAUAGAACAUGUUUUAAGAUGUCAGGCGGAGUGAGCAGAGCUAAAGUGAAGGACCAGGGCACUUCACCGAGAGGGGACGAUUCCCAGUGUCAGAAGAGUCAAGUGAACUGGGAGCAGAUGGAGGCGACCAAAGCCCUGUUUGACCUGCUGAAAGAAAUAUCUGGAAACUCCAUCCUCAUAAACAUAUUUGAUGCCAUGUUGAAGCCAGUUAUGCCCAUUUUAAAGAAAAAAGUGAACUCUUUCCUGAACAAGAUGAACCCGACAGAGAUGCAGAUGGCUUCAUACAUCGACACCAUGCGGGAGAAACUGUGGCCAGACUUUCAGCCAGCUCCUCCUGCUCCUCCUCCUCGCACCGACGAGGAGAAGAACGAGACCAGGGAACGAGCGCACAACCUGAUCAACGCCAGAUACUCAAACUAUCUCAUCCUGAAGAAGACGGACAUGGAAUCUGUGUUUAAUCUUUUUCAGGACAGUGAAGAAAACAAAAUGCUAGUAUAUAUGCUUCUGUCAUUCCUAUUGAGGGAACUUCUUCCCAACGAGCAGCAUUCCCUCCAUGUGCUGCAGAAAGUCACCAACUCCACUAACUGACCUGUGAACCCUUGAUGUUGUUUUAAAUGGUACCUUCUUUUUAAACUUUUUUUUUUAGAAUAUCAAAUUAUUUAUUAAACAUCUUAAAAUGCCUUACAAUAUUUGUGUCAAACACUCCUCAAUGUCAUUUUUUACCUCAAACAUACUGUGAAUUUGUGGAUUUCCUUGUGGUUUUUAUUUUGUAAAGCUAAAACUUGUAGGUGAUUAAGCAGACUUAAAAAUGUGUGAAAUCAGGAGCGUACUAUGUGGGACCCAGCUUUGUACUUUUAUUGUAAAACUAAGGGGAGAAAGUAAAAAAAAAUGUAAAAAAAAUCAUAUUUACAGUUUGAAUUACACCCUUCACGUUAAUGUCAAAUCAUUUCAAUAUUCUCAAAUAUUUUGUGUCACUUUGAGCACUUUUAUAAGGUGAGAGUGUUUGUUUUCUGGUUAAUAUGACCUAAAGAUAAAUAACGAAAGAAUAUCCCACAAUUACCAAUCACUUAAAUAUGUCAAAGUGGACAGGACCACUAUCAAAGAAAACUGUUGUUGUAAAUGAGUUUAUUUCACAUUUUAAUAAAGAUUUUUUCCAGUUA